This is a messenger RNA of Antechinus flavipes (yellow-footed antechinus), 5183 nucleotides long. It is a transcript of the gene TDRD5, whose product is annotated as tudor domain containing 5. The coding region runs from base 72 to 3266 and encodes 1064 amino acids. NCBI's taxonomy places the organism in Eukaryota, Metazoa, Chordata, Mammalia, Dasyuromorphia, Dasyuridae. The transcript is spliced from 18 exons. The record is from RefSeq and is a predicted model, not a curated record. Gene Ontology annotation, biological process: germ cell development; spermatogenesis.
UUAAAAUUUUGAAAUAGCUCCUUUUCUCACGCACAUGUGUGGCUUCUCGAUCCUCCUCUAGUGUAGGAAGCAUGUCGGACCAAGAGAGGAUCCAGGAAUGCCUGCGCAAGGAGAUUCGCUCGCUGCUCAUCUCCACCAAGGAUGGGCUGACCCCGCAGCAGCUAGAGAGGGAAUACCUCUCGAUGGUGGGCAACCACCUGCCUCUCCGAAUCCUGGGGUACCGCUCCACCAUGGAGCUGGUCCUGGACAUGCCAGACGUGGUCAGCGUCUGCCCCUGCGGCGACGGCACCGUCAUCCUCAAAGCCAUUCCAGAUGAAACAACCAAAGGAAUAGCAAGUUUAGUGGCAAAACAAAGAAGUAGUAACAAGCUUCGAAAUUCCACACAGAAGGGAAGGGCAAAUGUUGGUUCUAGUUCUGGUUCUCGUCGGAGACUACCUUACCGGGGAAGGAUACCCCCCAUUCUUCCAGCUGUGGUAAAGAGUGAGCUAAGGGACCUCCUGGCUUUUUCUCCAAUACUCCUUUCUGAUUUUGAAAAGGCUUUUGCAAAGCGAUUUGGACGGUCAUUCCAAUAUAUGCAAUAUGGAUUUCUUUCUAUGUUUGAAGUUCUGAGUGCAGCUUCAGAUAUCAUUGCUGUUGAGCAGACCAGGGCAGGUUCUUUGUUGACCUUAAAACGAAAUCUACCAAGUGAACAGAAGAGGGGGUUACCAGCAGGUAAAACACCACAAGUUGGAACAAAACAACCCAAAUCCUCCUUGCCAACACCUAUAGUAAGGACAUAUUUAUCAGAACCUGCCUCAGCUACUGAACCACUGAAACAGCCACAUCCAGUAAAAACAACAGAAUUGAAUGGCAUGGAGACAUCAUGUUUGGACCAGUCUGAAAAAUUAAACCAGCUCGAAAAUACAUUCAAAUCGGUGAUUGCACAAAUUGGACCAGGAGGGACAAUCAAUUCAGAGCUAAAGAAGAAAAUUAAAUUUGUUGCAUCAAAAUUUCCACAGGGAUUGCUUAUUUCUAAAUUGCUUGGAGAAUUUGAGGCAGUUUUUAAAGAGCCACUUUCACCAAAGAGAUUGGGAUUUUUAAAUGUGGCAGAGCUUGUUGGAUCUCUUAGUGACAUUCUUCAUGUUGAGUUCAGGGAAGGUGAACAAGACUUAUUGGUGUUUGAUGCAGAGAUGAAGCAUUUGACAACAGAUAAGAAUAUAGAAGAUCAAGCCAGUAUGUCCAGUCCCCCCAGAAACUCCCUUUCAUCUCCGGAUAUUAAAGACACUUCCUGGAAUUAUUCUGUAGAAAAGCAUAGAGAUAUAGAAGAGAAGGUCUGCAAGAAAUUCAACCUGGUCACAAAGCCUGUGCCCCUGCAUAUGGGAAUGAAACAAUCACAGCUCAACUUGGAGAUGUCUGGCUAUGAGAUCCCACCAGAUGCUGUGCAGAACAGGAAACUCUGCAGCCUUCCUCCAUUAGACAGCAGCACCCUUGUCGGGGUCUUUGUAGAGUACAUCAUCUCUCCUAGUCAGUUUUAUAUUCGAAUCUAUAGCAGGGAUUCAUCCGAGUUACUGGAAGACAUGAUGAUUGAAAUGAGGCGCUGCUAUUCCAAUCAGCUAGUAUCUGAUCGCUACAUCAUGCCAGAAUCUUUUAUCCAACCUGGCCAUCUUUGUUGUGUAAGGAUUUCUGAGGAUAAGUGGUGGUACCGGGUCAUUAUUCACCGAGUUCUUGGGAAGCAAGAAGUUGAAGUGUUCUACCCUGAUUUUGGAAAUUUGGGAACUGUUCAAAAGUCCUCUCUGAGGUUUCUCAAGUGCUGCUAUAUCAAGCUUCCUGCUCAGGCCAUUCCUUGUUCCCUGGCUUGGGUGAGACCCAUAGAGGAGCAUUGGACGCCCCAAGCAAUUUUGCAAUUCCAGAAGCUGUGUGGCUUGAAGCCAUUGGUGGGAGUAGUGGAUGAGUAUGUUGAUGGAGUCCUCAACCUCUUUUUGUGUGAUACAUCCUCAAAUGAAGACAUCUAUUUUCAUCAUGUCCUGAGAGCAGAAGGCCAUGCCAUUGUCUGCCGAGAAAAUGUCCCAUCUAAGGGUUUCAGAGAGCUCAACCCCUUAGCCUUGUAUACAAAAUGCAGUCCAAGGCCUGAAGAACCUGGUUUGACAGAACUAGGUCUUCCUUCUCAUCAGCAUUAUUUUAAUGAGGACAGAGAAAUAACAAGUCCAGAAAAUGAAUUGAUAUCUCCGAGAGGUGCUGGUGACCGCACAUCUAUCAGCUACUUGGAACCUGAAGCAGAGAUGCUCUUUCUAGGCUCAGACAUAAGUUCCCCAGAAGCCCAGGAUGAAGACUGCCAAGAAAGCCAAGAGCUUGAGUAUCCCAUUGAGAUGCCGUACCUUGAGUCCGUGUCUAUAGGUGAUGAUGUGUGGGACGAAAACUGGCUGCCUCUGCAGAGUGACAGAGAGAAGAGAAAUGGGAAUGCCGCGCUCCUGUUUACAUCAGGACGGAAGCAGUGUCAGCCGUGCCAAGAGUCACUGCAGAAGGAAUGGUGUUCUGCUGCUGAAGAACUGUGGAACGCUGCAUGGCAGCAUUCUGAGUCAGAGAAUGAUAUGAAGAUUGAACUUAAAACAUCAGAAUUCCAGGAACAGGAUGCUCAGGAAACUAUCACUGACAUAGCCAAGAGCCACAAGGACAAUGACCUUUGGAUGGGAAAGGACAGAACAAAAAUGGCUAAUAGAGAAUUGAUACCCAAGAUAAGUAAGGAAAUUAUAAAACAGCGCCUAGCUGCCCUUGAUGAAUUCAAGACACCUGGCCGAAAUAAACUACAUCCUCAGCAACUAAAUCUAGAAGAUUCUUCAGAUUCUUCCACACUGUCCAAAUCAUUGGAAGAUUUCUACAUCUCUCUGAUCCAUUCUCAGCAGUCAGCAGAAUUGAACCAUUCUGAGCCUGGUCGUGUUCAAACUCUGCCAAAGCAAAUUCAGCUUUCUACAGCAGCACUUACCUGUAAUUUACUUCCCACAGUGGUUGAUUCCCAGGAGAAGCACACUGGUUUAAAGGAAAUUGCUCCAGAAAAUAUGAAGAAUGAGGAUUUCUCUGGCAACCACGCCCUUACCAUGUUCAAAGACAGCACCUGUGCCCAGGGAUCCAUGGAACAGAUCUCUUUUAUACUCUCUCCCGAGCAUAGUGUGUCCCAGAAGCUCUUCAUCCCUCGGAGCACAGCUACAGCAGCACUGGGAGCCGCCGCACGUCUGGCCAUGUCUAGUAGCCUUCUACAUUGGUAUCCCAGAUUGAGAAGAAUGGAAGCAUGAGGGGAGGGGAAGAGAAAAAAACAAACUAGAUGGGGUAGACAGGGUAAUAAGCCUUAAAUAUUUUCCAUAUCCAAAAAGAAGCAAAAUGAUUUAAGAUAGUUGAUAUAUCUUGCCUUUUCCUUAUUGUGUGACUGUACAUUGGCUCUCUUAGGCAAACAGUCCACUUUGACUUAGAAAAUAGGCAGUUGAUGUUCUUUAUUUUUAAGUAGAGAUAGUGGUUCUUAUGCUGUAUGGUUAUGUUGAUCUUUCUUUUUAGCAGUGAUUCAAACUGAUGGUUGCUUAAUGGAAACCCUAUAAAUAUUUUUUUCUUUUUACAUGUCUGAUAAUUUAAUGAGAAAAAAUGGAUAAGGUUUUGUGAUCCAUGUUUAAGAAGAAAAUCUCUUCCUCCCAUAUAGGAAAUCUAAAAGUUUUUUUUUCCCCUUUGUUGAAUUUGAAUUUUUUUAGGUGAAAAGAAGUGAUAAUUCAAAGGCUUUUACCCCUUACCUCUGCCACUUUAUAUUACAACUUUUUCCGUUCUCAGUAAUAAAACCUAUAUUCCUUGGAGGCUUUAUUUUUGGCUUAGUUUAGCUCACUUUGAUUUUUAAAUUGAGGCAAUAUAUUUUGUAAUGUAGAGAAAUCUCCUAAAGAGUAGCAUAAUAGCCUAAAACUUUAAUUGCCUUCUAUAGCUAUAGCCAGAAAUAUGUAAAGAUAAAGUUCCUAAGUGAUAAUGGUUUUAGGAUUUAUAAAACAUACACUCUACUAAGCCAACCAGAUUCUGUGACUUGCUUUUUGACAUGCCAUUUAGUUCAUAGAAAAAAUGGUAUUUAUUGAAUAGAAAUUUUGAACUAAAUAAGCAAUGCUAGUUGACUUUUCAUGGUAAAAUAAUAUUCUAAAUUGAUAAUCAACUUAGCUGUUUUGAAUGGGAUUUUUUUCUCCACAGUAAGUAACAGAAACUAUUGAAGAGAUGCAAGAAGGUUGAAGUAGCUUAAAUUACCUUGUUAGUUGCAAGGAAAAAGCGCUAUUUACACCUUUUUUUACUUCAAAAGGAGAAAUUUAAGACACAGAUCAGUUAGGUUUAACUUUCCAUACCUUGGAGUGACUUUAAACCCCUUCCAUCAGUUUUAUCACUAAAUUUCUAUCAGUGGAAGGAAUUACUUAUAUAAAUAUAUUCUAUGUAAAAAAGAUUAUUGUUCACCAAACCUUUCUUAAGAAUCACUUAGUUAUGAAAAAAGGCAACCCAGGUACUUUGGAUGCUGAUAAGACAGUGGUUUAAAAUGUUGUAAAGUUUUGAAAAAAUAUUUUACUGUUAAAUACAGGGACAUUAUCAGGAUGAUGAUAUGCCUAAUUUUUUAAUGUAUUUUUUUUUAAUUUUACUGGUAGUUGGCACAGCUGGCUAAAACUAAAGCAAACUAAUAUUGUAAUUUUAGCAACCCAUACGCUAGGAAACUUUGAUGAGUCAUAAACAAUAUGAGUCAGUGAUCAAUUAAUAGCAUCUAUGGUGUUGUGUGACUAUUUGGACAUUAUUUGAUGCGGGUGGGAGAAUUCCCAUUAUAUAAUGUAGGUUUCAGUAGUUUUCUGAAUGUGUAAUGAUAGGUUUCCAAGGGUUGAACAGCUUAAAAAAUGAUGAUCCUUAGAAUUUUCCAUGAGAAAAAAAAGAAAGAAAUAAGGAAAAGUAUUCAUUAAUGUCCCCUUACCAACUCAAGUAUCUAAUUCUCUUAUCUGUGUUUUAAUACUUUAUUCUUUGAGAUACUGAUAGUAAAUUUUCCUCUGUAGAUACAGGUCAUAAAGCAAAUGUUCACCUGCUAAAAUUACUGUCCUUUAAAUAAUACAACCAAGUUACCAGGAAAAGAUCUGCCAAAAUGUGAAGUUGUUUUUCUUAGUAAUAUACUUAGUUCUAAACCACACAGAAUAAACUUCACAACUGGGCAAAUUAGAUGA